Setaria italica (foxtail millet) is the source of this 3369-nucleotide messenger RNA. RefSeq lists its product as uncharacterized. Bases 247 to 3210 code for a protein of 987 amino acids. Gene Ontology annotation, cellular component: mitochondrial outer membrane. NCBI's taxonomy places the organism in Eukaryota, Viridiplantae, Streptophyta, Magnoliopsida, Poales, Poaceae. The record is from RefSeq and is a predicted model, not a curated record. Gene Ontology annotation, molecular function: ATP binding; ATP hydrolysis activity. The transcript is spliced from 24 exons.
GGAGCAGCGGCAAGCCGUGAGAAGCGGAUUAGCCGAAGCCUGGAGCGGAGCGGUGGUGCCGUGGCGUCUCCGCCUCUCUCCUCCCCGUCGCCCGCAGUCGUGCGCCACCGUCUCCGCCGCGCCACCCGCAACCCUGCUCCGGUUUUCGUUCGAUCCUCCCAUGCCACCACUCCUCUUCUAGUUCCUCUCCACAUGCUCAAGCUAGCGAUCUAGGCCGCCGAUUCCUCAACAUUCUGGUCCCCCGAGAUGUACCACGCGAUGCGGCUGCGCUGCCUCCUCAUGCACCCACCGCUGUGGAGCAAUUCCAGCUCCCUCGGCAUCUCCGCCAGCGGCGUCACCGGAGGUUGCUUUGUCAGGAGGUUCAGCGCGGUCGGGGCGCCGCGGCCGCACGGCCCGUCCCGGCGGCUGUGCCGGUUUUACGGCUCCAAGGGCGGCGUCGGCAGCGCGGAGGCGCAUGGCGCCUCGGCGGCCUCGUCGGCGCCGGGGAGCAGCGGCAGGUGCAUCGAGCAGGAGCACGCGCGGCUCGGGGAGAGGGACCAGCAGGAGUGGCUAAGCGGCGAGAGGUUCCUCACGGGCUGCAAGCGGCGGGAGUCGCCGUUCCUCACCAGGCGGGAGAGGUUCCGCAGCGAGUUCCUGCGCCGCGUCGUGCCGUGGGAGAAAGGGACACUCUCGUGGCAGAAUUUCCCGUACUACGUCAAUGAGAACGCGAGGCAGCUGCUGAGUGAGUGUGUGGCAUCCCACCUACGGCACAAAGGUGUCACGUCAGAGUAUGGCUCGCGGCUGGAAUCCUCAGGAGGGAGGAUAUUGCUCCAGAGCUCGCCAGGAACUGAGCUUUACAGGGAGAGAUUUGUUAGAGCUCUUGCACAUGAGUUGCGGGUACCGCUACUGGUUCUGGACAGCACCGUUCUUGCUCCAUAUGAUUAUGGGGAAGAUUACUCAGAAAGCGAGGCGGAUGAUGAGAAUGCUGAGUCUGAGGAUGAAGGCUCAGAAUCUGAAAUGGAAGAUGAGGGCGACGAAGAUUGGACAAGUAACAAUGAAAAGUCUGGUGAAAGUGACGAUGAGGAUGCUCUCAAAUCUGUGGAAGACCUGAAGAAGUCUGUGGAUGACCUAAAAAAGUUGGUCCCUUGUACUAUCGAGGAAUUCGCCAAGAGAAUUGUUGGUUCUGAAGAAAGUACAGCGUCAGAAUCUUCUGAAACUCCUGAGUCACCAGAGGACGAGAAAAGGCCUUUCCAAAGAGGAGAUCGGGUCAAGUAUGUUGGGGAUCCUGCAGUUUCUGAAGCAGAUCAGAGGAUCAUUUUGGGGAAAGUACCUACUCAAGAUGGCUCAAGAAAUGCCUAUACUUUUAUUAGCGGCAGGACUUUAUCAAAUGGGCAGCGUGGAGAGGUAUAUGAGAUCAAUGGGGAUCAGGUUGCUGUAAUAUUUGAUCCUCCUCCAGAGAAAUCACAUGAUGGAGAUGAAGAUAUAACUAGCAAGGAGGAAAAUGCUAAACCAACGAUUUACUGGGUUGAUUCUCAGGAUAUUGCUCAUGAUCAUGAUACUGAGUCAGACGAUUGGCAUAUCGCACUUGAAGCACUUUGUGAGGUUCUGCCAUCUCUACAGCCAAUAAUUGUCUACUUUCCAGACAGUUCCCAGUGGUUGUCAAGAGCAGUCUCAAAAUCAGAUCGCAGAGAGUUUGUGCAAAGAGUUGAGGAAAUGUUUGACCGACUUACUGGACCAGUUGUAUUGAUAUGUGGGCAGAACAUACUGGCAGCAGCAUCCAAGGAUAAGGAACAUCCGGCACUGAUGUUCCACAAUCUCUCUCGCCUAUCGUCACUGCCAUCACCAUUGAAGCGGCUGGUAGGGGGCCUCAAGGGACAAAAAUAUUCCAGAUCCAGUGACAUAUCAAAGCUCUUCACCAAUAGUCUUACUGUUCCUCUUCCAGAGGAAGAUGAACAACUACGAGUUUUUAAUAAUCAGAUCGAAGAGGAUAGAAAAAUUAUCAUUUCAAGGCAUAACCUCGUUAAAUUACACAAGGUGCUUGAAGAGCAUGAUCUUUCUUGCGUGGAGCUUUUGCAUGUGAAGUCUGAUGGUGUUGUUUUAACAAAACAAAAAGCGGAGAAGGUCGUUGGAUGGGCUAGAAGUCACUAUCUAUCAUCGACAACCCUUCCUUCUAUCAAGGGUGACAGGUUAAUAAUUCCCCGUGAGAGUCUGGAUAUAGCAAUAAAGAGACUAAAGGAGCAGGGUAUUACAACUAAGAAAUCCUCUCAAAAUCUGAAGGUUUUGGCUAAAGAUGAGUAUGAACGCAAUUUCGUUUCCGCUGUUGUACCUCCGAAUGAAAUUGGAGUGAAAUUUGAUGAUAUUGGCGCACUUGAGGAUGUCAAGAGGACGUUGGAUGAGCUUGUUACUCUUCCGAUGAGGAGACCUGAGCUUUUCUCGCAUGGAAAUUUAUUAAGGCCCUGUAAAGGUGUUUUGCUUUUUGGCCCCCCUGGGACAGGAAAAACGCUCUUGGCAAAAGCCCUUGCAACAGAAGCUGGAGCAAAUUUUAUCAGCAUAACUGGUUCUACACUCACAUCAAAGUGGUUUGGAGAUGCUGAGAAGCUCACGAAGGCCCUUUUUUCCUUUGCGAGUCGAUUAGCCCCCGUCAUCAUAUUUGUGGACGAGGUUGACAGCUUACUUGGUGCAAGAGGAGGUGCAUUUGAGCACGAAGCAACAAGAAGGAUGCGGAACGAAUUUAUGGCAGCUUGGGAUGGUCUCAGGUCCAAAGAGAGCCAACGGAUCCUUAUUCUUGGUGCUACAAAUCGUCCAUUUGAUCUAGACGAUGCUGUGAUACGGCGUUUACCUAGACGGAUAUAUGUUGACCUUCCAGAUGCACAGAACCGAAUGAAGAUUCUGAAGAUUUUACUUGCUAAAGAAAAGUUAGAAUCUGAUUUUAAGUUCGAUGAGCUUGCAAAUGCCACAGAAGGUUAUUCAGGGAGCGACCUAAAGAACCUGUGUGUGGCUGCAGCAUAUCGGCCUGUUCACGAACUUUUAGAAGAAGAAAAGAAGGGAGGUGUGAGUAACGAGAGCAGUUAUUUGAGACCGCUUAAAUUGGAUGAUUUUAUACAAGCAAAAGCUAAGGUUAGCCCGUCUGUUUCUUAUGAUGCAACAAGUAUGAAUGAAUUGAGGAAAUGGAAUGAACAGUACGGGGAAGGUGGCAGCAGGACAAAAUCACCCUUUGGGUUUGGCAACUGACAUUGCAGUAGAGAUUUUCCAACCCUGUAUCAUCUGUACCAUUCAUAGAUGCCUGUUCUAAAAUAGGAAAUCAGUCUAUUUUGUUUUCACCUAGAGCCAUGUACAAACAACAAAAUAUCUAAUCAAAUGCCAAUUUUCCCUGCUAUCUAUCUACCUAAA